AUGCUCGAUAGCAAUUACAGCACGGGAGACAAUUUGGGAUUUCUACUGACUGGUUUCCCUGGACUUGAAAACAUACAGCACUGGUUUGCUGGUCCUUUUUCCAUAACGCUACUAAUAGCAUGUUUUGGUAACAUAGCACUUCUUUUCAUUAUAGCUACAGAACAAAGCCUCCAUGAGCCCAUGUACUACUUUAUUUUCAUGUUAUCAGCUGCAGAUCUUGCUGUUGCCCUUAUUCUUUUACCUAAGCUUCUAAAUGUGUUAUGGUUCGGCUCACAGUAUUUAAGUUAUAAUGCUUGCAUUGUGCAACUAUUUUUUAUUUCCUUUUUUACUGCACUGGAGUCAUCCAUGUUAGUACUAAUGGCUUAUGACCGUUAUGUAGCAGUGUGUAAUCCUCUUAGAUACAAAACAAUAAUGGAAAAUCAGUUUGUAUUAAAAAUAAUGUGUUUUGCUGCAGUUAGGUGUCUUUGUAUGACACUACCUUUUCCAGUGCUUGCUAACAUUUUGCCAUAUUGUGGAGUAAGUAUUAUCCAGAAUGUAUACUGUGAUUAUCUUUCAGUAAUCAGAGCAGCAUGUGGCCAUACAGUCAUUAGUGACAUCUAUGGCUAUAUUUUUAUAGUCUUAUCAGAUGUGCCUGAUGUAACUUUGAUUGGGUUGUCCUAUUAUAAGAUUUUCAGAAUUGUAUUAAAAUCAGGUUCAAGAGUAGCUUACCAGAAAGCAUUUAAUACUUGUAGUCCACAUUUUUGUGUAAUUUCAAUUUUUUAUUUUUGGGGACUUCUGUCAGUAAUUAUUAUAGAUUUCAGAAGGGAAUUUCCAGAAUACUUGCAUGUAUUGUAUUCAGUUCUAAGUUUUACAGUACCAUUCACAUUAAACCCUAUUAUAUAUGGUAUAAAAGCAAAAGAGAUCAGAAGAGUAAUAUUAAAAUUGUUAAGGAGUUAUUAA
Molecule: messenger RNA, 939 nt
Organism: Protopterus annectens (West African lungfish)
Lineage: Eukaryota; Metazoa; Chordata; Ceratodontiformes; Protopteridae
Product: olfactory receptor 52E4-like
Exons: 1
Coding region: 1-939 (312 amino acids)
Biological process (GO): G protein-coupled receptor signaling pathway
Cellular component (GO): membrane
Molecular function (GO): olfactory receptor activity; G protein-coupled receptor activity
Source: RefSeq, a predicted model, not a curated record